Tripterygium wilfordii is the source of this 789-nucleotide messenger RNA. RefSeq lists its product as uncharacterized. The record is from RefSeq and is a predicted model, not a curated record. The transcript is spliced from 2 exons. NCBI's taxonomy places the organism in Eukaryota, Viridiplantae, Streptophyta, Magnoliopsida, Celastrales, Celastraceae. Bases 144 to 605 code for a protein of 153 amino acids.
AAUUAAUGGUCAUCAGUGACAGUCAGUGAUGCAAAAUGGCAAAAUCCUUAUAAAACCCAUCAGCUUUACAAUGCGACACUGCUGAUGAUGAUGAAGAAUCCUGGCCGUCUGGUCUCCGAUUCAGCGUCGCUAAUCAGAAGGCUAUGUACGGUGGCGGCAGUUUAUGGGGAAGCGCCGUUGUCAAGGAAGAAGGUAGGGCUGUAUCCUUGAUUGUCGGCUUUGCCAAUCAAGGGAGAGAGCGUGUCAAAGAUAAACGAAUUCAUGAAGGAGGGAAACGCUGUGAGGAAAGACGAGCUAGAUACGUGCGUCAGACACCUUCGCAAGUACAAGAGAUACCAGCACGCUCUAGAGUUUUCAUGAUAUUCAAAGGGUCAAUGAUCAAUUGCACGUUUGCUGCGUCUACAAAAAAUGUCGACGGUGCUGAGGGGUUCUGUAAGAUUUUGAGGAAUCUUAAUGAUCUUGAUUCUUUUGCCUACCUUAUGUUGUUGAAGACUAAUGUAGCUGCCAACAAAGAGGCUUCAGAGAUGCGCCGGAGGUUAGAUGAAGACAACAUUGAAAUGAGUAGUGAGAUUGUCAAUUUACUUGAAAAAGUUUGCCCCAAAUAGGUUUCAUGUUGAGCAGUUUCCACAAUAAUUUUUUAAGCAAAUAUCUUGGUGUAGAUUUGGAGUUUUAAUAGGGACUUUUGACAGUAUAAUACAGAAAAUGUUGUGGCAUUCAUCAUAACAAGCCUAAAUUAUGAAUUUCUAUACGAAAUUAUGCAAACUGUUAAAUUUUCCUUCUAUAAUUUAU